AUGGUCGGUUUAUUACGAUCACUCUUCACGGCAGCACUAGCCCUUAGCACUCUCGCCAACGCCGCUGUCGUCCCCAUCGCCGGUCUUGACAAGCGCGAUGCCACGCCCGUUGCUGACCCCGUCGUAGUUGACUCUAAGGGCGUCAAUAUGCGAGUCACCCUCCGUGAUGGCAUCCUAAUCGCUGGCUAUUCCACUAUCGAGAACGGCCGAGCCUAUAUUCGCUCAGCCCAGUCUACCAAUAACGGCAAGUCGUGGACUCCCCUUGGUAUCGUAACAGACAGAGUUGCCUCGGAGACCGACUUGAGCAACGCGUUUCCCCUCAACGUCAACGGCCGGUUGCUCAUGGCCUUCCGAAACCACGACAAGGAUGCUUCAGGAAAACUGACCCAUUACCGACUCACCAUCUGCGAGUCGACUGAUGGCGGUGUUAAGUGGGACUUUCUUUCACAGCUUGAUGAGCGCGCCGCAGUCACGCCAAAGAACGGCCUAUGGGAACCCUUUUUGCGAAUUGCCAAGGACGGGUCUAUUCAAGCCUACUAUUCUGCCGAGAAUAAUGAUGGGGAUCAGGAUAAUAUCAUGAAAAGGUCCACCAACGGCGGCAAAGACUGGUCUUCAAUUAUCCCCGUCACUGGCUCUGCAGUCACAGCUCGUGAUGGCAUGAUGGGUGUCGCUGAAGUUGGUAGCAACCAGCUAAUGGUGGUCUUCGAAAGCCAGCUAUCAGGACACAUGGGCAUCUACGCCAUGAUAUCUACCAAUGACGGUGCGACCUGGGAAAGCCGCCGGCAGAUCUAUGCUGCCACCAGCGGCAACGAAGCUGGUGCUCCUCAGAUCAUUUAUGUUGGCAGCACUAUUGUCGUGAACUUCAUGAGCAAUGAGGCCAAGCCUGAGCUCCCUGAUGUCGAUGGUGGCGAGCAGAAGAUCAUUACCAGUACCAAUAACGGAGAAUCGUGGUCUGCCGCUCAGGUUUUAUCUGGCCUUGGGUCUCAUUGGCCUGGUCUACACACCAUUGACAGUUCUCAUUUCCUCUCUUUAUAUUCUUUCAACGGAAAGGGCCUCGUCAGUCAGGAAUUUACUCUUUAA
Messenger RNA from Clonostachys rhizophaga, 1080 nucleotides. The record is from the annotation of a GenBank genome assembly. Lineage: Eukaryota; Fungi; Ascomycota; Sordariomycetes; Hypocreales; Bionectriaceae.